This is a messenger RNA of Darwinula stevensoni, 3404 nucleotides long. The record is from the annotation of a GenBank genome assembly. Lineage: Eukaryota; Metazoa; Arthropoda; Ostracoda; Podocopida; Darwinulidae.
AGCGAGUGGCCUUCACGCGGGAUCAACUUCCAGAAGCAUUAACUAAAUUAAAACAAAUGCUUGGUGUUGGUUUGGCGCAUCCACAAAGCGUAGAGUGUGUGAUUUUGUCCACUUGCAACCGUACAGAAUUAUAUGUGGCUAGCCCUGUAACCAAUGUAACACAGGUGGCGACACAAUUUUUAGCACAUUAUGCACAGUUGUCUUCUGCAGAAGUAGAAUCUUACUUAUACAGUUACCAAAAUCACCUAGCGGCGCAACAUUUGUUCCAAGUGGCAUCAGGGAUGGAGUCUAUGGUGUUGGGCGAAACACAAAUUUCAGGUCAAAUCAAAGAGGCCUUAUUUGAUGCGGAAAAAAUGGGGACGGUAUCCACACAUCUACAACAAUUAUUUCAGCGCAGCUUUCGUGCAGCAAAAGAAGUACGCAGUUCGACCUUGAUUGGUUCACAAGUCGUUUCUAUGCCCAGUAUGGUCGCAAGGUUGUCCAACAAAAUUUUUGGGGAUAUGCAGGAGGUUUCGUUGCUAUUUGUUGGCGCAGGAGAAAUGAUUGAACAUUGUGCGAACUAUUUAGUGCCUUUAAAACCGAAAACCAUUUAUGUUGCGAAUCGAAGCCGUAACAAUGCCCAAUUAUUAGUGGAAAACUGGGCCCCAUCACUUCAAGUCACAUUAGUGAGCUUAGAGGCUAUUGCUCAAGUUUUGCCUAUGGUCGAUUUGGUGGUUUCCUCUACAGCAGCCGAUGCGACUUUGAUCAGUUAUGCCAUGGUAGAGGCGGCGUUGAAACGUCGUCAAUUUAAGCCGAUGAUGUUUGUCGAUUUGGCCGUGCCACGCGAUGUUGAUGAGCAGGUGCGCCGCCUCAAUGAUGUUUAUCUUUACACCGUUGAUGAUUUAGGCUCGCUGAUUCAAGGCAAUCUUGAGAGUCGCACAAAAGCCUUGGCCGGAGCACGCGAGAUUAAUUGGGCAGAGCCGAUGCUCAUGAGCGCGAAGCCCUCAAAGCUUUGUAUGAAAAUAUCAACUGAUGUGCCAUAUUUUAUAGGUGGAAUAUUUAUUAUGAAAUCGAGUAUGCGCUCUAAGUUGGCGCAAUUACAAACCCGUCUAACUGAGGUGAAUUCCCUCUUGGCUCGCGAAGAUGCAACCGCUGAUUUGGAUCAAUUUCGGAAACUUGGGCGUGAGCACGCGGAGUUAACCCCUGUUGUUGCUCUGUAUGAAGCCUAUUGCCAAGCGGAAAAUGACCUAGAAACCGCCUUAGAAAUGGCCAAUGAUGAUCAACUUUAUGAAUUUGCACAAGAAGAAAUCGUAUUUGUAAAAACGAGGAUGGAGCAGAUUACAUUGGAUUUGCAAAAGGAACUCCUACCUAAAGAUCCUAAUGAUGACAAAAAUGUAAUUUUAGAAAUUCGUGCGGGUACAGGUGGGGAUGAAAGUGCUUUGUUUGCGGGGGAUUUAUUAAGGAUGUAUAUGCGUUAUGCAGAGCGUCUGCGCUGGCAGGUAGAAUACAUGAGUGAAUCCGGCUCCGAUUUAGGGGGAUACAAAGAGGUCAUUAUUCGGAUUGCGGGUCUUGGAGCCUAUUCGCGACUCAAGUUUGAAUCGGGAGGGCAUCGUGUGCAACGUGUUCCCGAAACAGAAACCCAAGGACGCGUUCAUACUUCGGCUUGCACCGUUGCUGUGAUGCCAGAAGCUGAUGAACUCGAUGAUAUUCAAAUUAAUAGUGAUGAUUUAAGAGUGGAUGUUUUUCGUGCUUCAGGUGCAGGAGGGCAACAUGUUAACAAAACAGAGUCGGCUGUGCGUUUAACGCAUUUGCCAACAGGGAUCGUGGUCGAAUGUCAGGACGAGCGUUCACAACACAAAAAUAAAGAUCGUGCGAUGAAAGUGCUGGCAACCCGCCUAAAAGACAAGCAAAUUCGUGAGCAGCAAGCCUCUCAAGCGGCAACACGUAAAAGCUUGAUUGGUUCUGGCGAUCGGAGUGAAAGAAUCCGGACUUACAAUUUUCCUCAAGGACGCAUGACCGAUCAUCGUAUUAAUUUGACACUAUAUAAGCUAGAUUUUAUUAUGGAUGGAGAUUUAGAUGAGUUGUUAACCGCAUUAUCAUCAGAGCAUCAGGCCGAAAUGACUGUCCUUCGACAAAUUUUGGAGUGCACGAAACUUUUAGGUUCGGUAGUACCUGGUGUUGUGGUGGUAAAUGGUGCACGAGUCCCUGGCACCUCAUUUGUUUUAGAUCCGAUACAAGCUGCUUUUAAUUUGAGUACCAUGAUACGCUGGCUAGACUACAAUGAUACUUGGUUAGCGGAAGAGUGGGGCCAUCCUUCUGAUAAUAUUGGUGGAAUUUUGUCGGUGGCCGAUUGGCUUAGCCGCCAAGCGCUAGCGUCUGGUAAAAAACCCCUCACGAUGAAAGUGGUUUUAACGGCGAUGAUUAAAGCUUAUGAAAUUCAAGGUUGUAUCGCCCUUGAGAAUGCUUUUAAUCAAGUUGGCCUUGAUCACGUUGUGUUAGUUAAGGUUGCCACAACGGCAGUGGUAGCACAAUUGUUAGGUUUGACCCGUGACGAAAUGAUUAAUGCCGUGUCGUUAGCUUGGAUAGACGGACACGCAUUACGAAUCUACCGGCAAGCACCCAAUACGGGUAGCCGUCAGUCGUGGGCAGCCGGAGAUGCAGCGAGUAGGGCAGUGCGCUUGGCUUUCAUUGCCAAAACAGGGGAGAUGGGCUAUCCAUCGGCAUUAACAGCAAAAGACUGGGGGUUUUAUGACGCUUUAUUUAAGGGUAAACCCUUGUUGUUUCAGCGCCCAUACGGUUCGUAUGUCUUGGAGAACAUUCUUUUUAAAGUAUCUUAUCCAUCUGAAUUUCAUGCUCAAACAGCAGUUGAAGCGGCCUUGAUCUUGCAUGAGCAGCUCAAAAAAUCCGGAAAAACGAGUGAUCAAAUUAAAAGAGUCACUAUCCGUACGCACGAUGCUGUUCUUCGUAUCAUUGACAAAAAGGGUCCAUUGAAUAAUCGUUCUGAUCGUGGGCAUUGUAUACAAUAUCUUGUUGCUAUCCCUUUAAUUUUUGGACGUUUGUCGAGUACGGAUUUUGAAGAUUCUGUUGCCAGUGACCCUAGAAUUGAUCGAUUACGUAGCAAAAUGCGCUGCAUUGAAGAUAAACUCUUUACAGCCGAUUAUCACGACCCCAAAAAACGUUCUAUUGCCAAUGCAUUAACGGUAGAGCUUGACGACGGAAGUGUUUUGAAAGAAGUGGUGGUCGAAUUUCCGUUAGGACACAUCCGCCGUCGCAAAGAAGGGAUGCCAAAAUUACUAGAAAAAUUCAAACAUCAUUUGUCGCACCGCUUUUCAGAAAAACAACAAGGGUUAAUUUUAAAAGCCUCACUCGAUCAAGCAAAAUUUGAAGCAAUGCCCGUAAAUGAAUAUGUUGAUUUGUUGGUCCUA